This is a messenger RNA of Blepharisma stoltei, 1096 nucleotides long. The record is from the annotation of a GenBank genome assembly. Lineage: Eukaryota; Ciliophora; Heterotrichea; Heterotrichida; Blepharismidae.
AUGAGCAACUGCAAUUUUUCUUCUUUCUGGUGUUGCCUUUCUGCAGAUCCAGCCAUUGAGUUUCGUCAUAGUAAUAUUGAAUCUGCUGGAGAUUUGCUGUGGACAGAUGUAUUUAUUCAAGUGGACAGAACAACAAUAUUAGAUAAUGACUACCUCAAAAUUACGAAAUCAGGAGAAACAAUAUCACCUGAAACAAAAAAGUAAUUAAUAAAAAGAUACAAAAUUGUGAGGGACCAAGGAAAUACGUCAGGUGUUACAAGAGUUUAUUUGCCAGCUGAGGCUGGAAGCUAUGAUAUUUAUUAUAACUUUUUAUUGAUAAUAAACACUUUAGUUUUGAAAACUUAAUCUAGUUUUUUGCUUGAUAAUAUUAAAAAAUAAUUCAAGAAAAGUAAAAUAUAUUAAGGGUAUAAUGCUUAGUCUUUUUUAUAUAAGUAUAUAUUAGAGACCUGAAAUACCGUGCCCGAGUUUUUGGAAAGCACCUUAUAAAGAUAAGUCCAAUACUUAUCUCAAGCGAAAAUAAAUGGUGACGUAUGGAAGAUGGACUCCGAGACACGCUCCCUAUGAGCAGUAGGUCUGUCCCGAUCAAGAUGAAAAUAAUGUCUCUUUCACUUUUUGAAAUAGGCCUUCGGGUUUGGGGAUGCCUACAAAAGAGGGAAGUUUUGUUUCUCCUCCGAAAGUUUUCCCUGUCUCUGUUAGAUGGGCUAGACAGGUUUUUUCUCUGCUUAGUCUUUGCAUAUCGGACUAGCAGGCAUCCGCAAGAGGUAGCUCUUCCUAGGAAACUAAUUCUUAUUCUAGGUGGGAGUAUAUGCCAGAUACCCAUGCAGUGGUCUAUCCGCUUAUGGCUUAUAAUUUUAUCAUUAUUUCAAGCUUCCAAGACCUUAAAUAUGAAAAAGAAAUAAAGCGCCAGCAAUAUCCCAACCAUCUCCAAGUUUUAUUUAAAAAAUCAGGGUCAUUAUUUACAGUACCUGAAGCCAGCAGUCCAGGACGUGACGAGUCAUUAAAAAGCAGCAUCAACCCAUCUCGAGUUGGCACUGAAGAAUACCCAUUUGAAAUUACUCCAAAAAACAGCAUGUAUAAUAAAUUAACUCUUUUAUAA